Molecule: messenger RNA, 2167 nt
Organism: Babesia bovis T2Bo
Lineage: Eukaryota; Apicomplexa; Aconoidasida; Piroplasmida; Babesiidae
Product: putative prolyl-tRNA synthetase
Exons: 6
Coding region: 2-2119 (705 amino acids)
Biological process (GO): prolyl-tRNA aminoacylation
Cellular component (GO): cytoplasm; aminoacyl-tRNA synthetase multienzyme complex
Molecular function (GO): ATP binding; proline-tRNA ligase activity; aminoacyl-tRNA deacylase activity
Source: RefSeq, a predicted model, not a curated record
GAUGGGGAAUAGAGUUCCUUUGAGCCGAAUAGCCAGUGCACAUUUCGUGAAGAUGGAGAACACAAUGAAGACGGAAGAACUUUACAAGAUGUUUCAACGCUUAGGCGUUAUGUAUACGGAAUAUGUCCAUCCACCUCUGAUCGCUGUGAAGCAGAGUCUAGAAAUUCCAGAUUUCAAAGGGAAAUAUGAUAUUAUAGUUAAGAAUUUAUGGCUAAAGGAUGAAUCGAAGAGAUACUACUUACUUGUGGCACUUCACGAUACUAAAAUCGACUUCAAAUACCUUAGUAAACAGGUUAAAGUUAAGCACCUACGCAUGGGACCUGAAGAGUGUAUGGAAGCCAUGGUUGGGAUGAAACGUGGCCAUCUCAACCCAUUUGCCGUUGUCAACGACAAGAACAAUGAAGUGAAGGUGCUUCUAGAUGAAAGAAUCAAGGAGCAGAAGGAAAUCAUGGCCCACGCUCUACACAACACUACCAGCGUCUGCAUAUCAACUGAAGAUUUGUUACGUUUCCUGAGGGAGAAUAACCACGAACCAACAUUCGUUGCCACAUGUGGUGAAGAGACAGAAGUGCAGCCAUCGGCUGCACAACCGGCUGUUAGUCAGCCUGCAACAGCGAAUGCCGAUAAGGAGGGCCACAUCCUUGGCAUCACAGUUAAGAAGGACACCAACUUCCCCGAGUGGUACACGCAAGCUAUCAUUAGAGGUGGCAUGGUGGAGUACUACGAUAUAUCUGGGUGCUACAUUUACUUGCCCAGCAGCUACUUCAUAUGGGAAGUCUUCCAGCAGUGGUUCAACGAAAACAUAAAAAAGGAAGGUGUUGAAAAUUGUUACUUCCCGAUGUUCGUGUCGAAGCAAAAGCUUGAAACUGAGAAGAACCACAUUGAAGGGUUCAGUCCGGAGGUGGCGUGGGUCACGAAGUACGGUGACUCAGAUUUUGUGGAACCGAUUGCCAUUAGACCUACAAGUGAGACUAUCAUGUACCCGGAGUUUUCUAAGUGGAUCAGAUCUCAUCGUGACCUUCCGUUGAAGCUCAAUCAAUGGUGUUCGGUUGUCAGAUGGGAGUUUAAACAGCCCACUCCGUUUUUGAGGAGCCGUGAGUUUCUUUGGCAGGAGGGGCACACAGCUCACAAAAGUGAGGAGGAUGCUAUGAACACAGUGAUGACUAUGCUCAGACUCUACCAGAGGUUUUACGAGGAGUUCCUUGCGGUUCCGGUGAUUCCCGGGGAGAAGAGUGUUGAAGAAAGGUUUGCCGGUGGUAAAAGCACGAUGACUAUAGAAGCCUAUAUACCUGGCAGUGGAAGGGGUAUACAGGCGGCUACAUCCCAUUUGCUGGGAACCAACUUUGCCAAGAUGUUUGACAUUGUGUUUGAAGAUGAAAAUGGCGUCAAGCAGUUGGCCCAUCAGACGAGUUGGGGCUUCACCACGAGGAGCAUUGGUGUAUCCAUCAUGAUUCACGGGGAUGAUCAGGGAUUGGUCAUUCCCCCGAGAGUCUCUAAGGUGCAAAUUGUAAUCGUACCUAUUAUCGCUAAAAAGGAAUUGCAAAAGGACAUAAUGGCUGUAGCCGAAGACAUGUAUGCUCGACUGAAGAAGGCAGGGUUCAGGACCCAUCUUGACGAUCGUGUUGGAUACACCCCGGGCUUCAAGUUUAACCACUGGGAGCUACGGGGUGUGCCACUGAGGAUCGAGAUUGGCGCCCGUGAUAUCCAGACCCAAAGCUGCAGGGUGUGCUACAGGUACAAUGGCCACAAAACAGACGUUAAGCUGGAGACCUUGGAGCAGAGCAUCGGCGAAGCCCUGGAAGACAUCCAGCGCAAGAUGUACGAAAGGGCGAAAGCUCAGAUGGACGAGUCUGUGGUGAAGGUCAUGGAGUUUGAUGGCGUCAUGCCGGCGUUGAAUAGUCAGAAGCUUGUCUUAGUGCCAUGGUGUGAAGACCCUGAAACUGAGUCAGAGAUCAAGGCUGAAACGCAGCGUCUAUCCCAGGAAGGCAGUGACGGUAAAACUGGUUCAAUGAAAUGCCUAUGCUUACCGUUGGAUCAGCCUGAGAUGCCACCAGGCACGAAGUGCUUUUGGACAGGAAAGCCUGCAACUCGAUGGGCGCUAUUUGGACGCAGCUAUUGAUUGCCAUAGAUCAUAUGACAUUUACUAAACCCAGUGUGCUAGCGUUAA